Adineta steineri is the source of this 726-nucleotide messenger RNA. The record is from the annotation of a GenBank genome assembly. NCBI's taxonomy places the organism in Eukaryota, Metazoa, Rotifera, Eurotatoria, Adinetida, Adinetidae.
AUGGUUUCUGUUACUAGCUACUUGGCUUCACUAAUGGUAUUUUCGAUGGUACUUAUUGCAGUCGUAUCUGGUAAAAUGGGUAUGACGGUGGCGAAAGUGUCUCAUCAAAAUGAUUUGGCGAUUGAUUUAGUUACAUGUGAUACUGCAAAAGGCUGCAAUCCUUAUUCGGGUGAUACAGAUUGUAAUACAAGAUUACCUGUUCUUUGUAAACAAACCGAUAAAUCACCACGUCCAGCCUAUACAAUGACAUGUACUGACCAUGCAAUGCCAAAAGAGUUCUAUUGUGGUUGGACAAUGGGUUACAUUGCAACAACUCCAAAAGUUGCUGCCUCUACAUUUUCAUCUAUCAGGGAUGUUGAUGCAUAUUGUACAGAUGCAUUUGGUCCAGGAUGGGUUACAGCUGAGUUUCAUGAUAGUCGUUAUAUUCCUGGAAUGAAUGGUGCAACAUAUGCUAAUGCUCAGUGGACACAAUGGGGUGCGAGUCAUGGAAAUAACUACCCAAGUGGAGGAUGGAGUUAUUAUUCGUAUGGAAAUGUUCGUAAUGAUACACGAUUUUGGAUGGACAUUAACGAUCAACCAACAACUUUAGCUGCUCUUAUUUCACUUAUUGUUGGACUCAGUCCUCGAAUGUUAAGUAGUAUAACAAUUGAUCUUUCAGAUACAGUUCGAUGGAUUUGUAAAAUGCGUGGUUUUACUUUAUUUACAUUUCAUGCAAUUGCAUUUUGA